CUGUCUCCUCCUCUGUCUCUCUCCACUUAUUCCAGUGGCUGGCGCUCAGACAGCCUCAGUGCGUUUUGUAGCGCUUUGAGGCAGAGCUCUGAGGCAGACAGCAUGCUUACACCUCGCAGUACCACUCCGCUGGCACUCUCCAUGUAGUUGCAACUGCAUACACUUAGCUCUUUCUCUCUCUUACCCACACACACACACUCACACACACAUCGGACUCGUUCAUCUCAUCAAGGGUAUUUAUUUCCUUUCCUCAGAUAGACAAGCAAGGUGGACAUUUUUGUAACUUUUUUUUUAUUUUAAGACUUUUCUGCUUUGCCGAUCUCUACACCUGCCCCGCCUCCUGGGGGGCGUCGCCCGCACGGCCGCAUGCAUGACACAGCGUCGAGGCGAAAAGCCCACCAUCAGCAUCCAGGAGCACAUGGCUAUUGACGUGUGCCCAGGCCCCAUCCAGCCCAUCAAGCAGAUCUCUGACUAUUUCCCCCGCUACCCGCGGGGUUUCCCUCCCACAGCCGCCCCGGUCCUGAGGCGCACCGGUUCACUGCGCUCAUCCUCCUCGUCCUCGUCUUCCGCCCCGGCCGCCACCUCCUCAGCCGGUGAGACGGGGCAAGAAAAGAACGACGACGGCGAUGGAGACGGAGACGACGACCUGGACCGGGCCUUCAGCACCACCUGCGCCCCUGCCUUCGCCACAGCCUCUGCCUCCGCCUUUCCUCCGCCCAGCAGGAAGGAAGAAGAACCCGAUAUGGAGGGCUACGACUCAGACGACUCCACCACUCUUGGCACUCUGGACUUCAGCCUGUUGUAUGAUCAAGAGAACAACGCUCUGCACUGCACCAUCAAUAAAGCAAAGGGACUCAAACCCAUGGAUCACAACGGGCUGUCAGAUCCCUAUGUUAAACUGCACCUGCUACCUGGAGCUAGCAAAGCCAACAAGCUCCGGACCAAGACUCUGCGUAACACCUUAAACCCUGUAUGGAGUGAGACACUGACCUACUACGGCAUCACCGACGAGGACAUGGUCCGCAAAACCCUCAGGAUUUCCGUGUGUGACGAGGACAAAUUCCGGCACAACGAGUUCAUCGGUGAGACACGGAUCCCCCUGAAAAAGCUCAAACCCAACCAGACCAAGAACUUCUACAACUGCCUGGAGAAGCAGCUGCCUAUCGACAAGACGGACGAUAAGUCUUUGGAGGAGCGCGGGCGCAUUAUGAUCUCGCUGAAGUACAGCUCGCAGAAGUGCGGCCUAGUAGUGGGCAUCAUCCGCUGCGCUCACCUCGCCGCGAUGGACGCCAACGGCUUCUCCGACCCUUACGUUAAAACAUACCUGAAGCCGGAUGAGAACAAGAAGUCAAAGCACAAGACUGCUGUCAAGAAGAAAACCCUUAAUCCAGAGUUUAAUGAGGAGUUCUUCUAUGAGAUCAAGUAUACAGAACUGAGCAAGAAGACCCUUGAGGUGACCGUUUGGGAUUAUGACAUUGGCAAAUCUAAUGAUUUUAUAGGUGGAGUGUCUUUAGGCAUCAACGCUAACGGAGAGCGCCUGAAACACUGGUUCGACUGUCUCAAAAACAAGGACAAGAAAAUCGAGCGCUGGCACACACUCACUAACGAACUCCCUGGUUCGGGCUUCAACGACUGAAUCCUGCCGCGCCAGCACCCGUUCCCUUUCCCUCCAGAACGUAACGCUCGUCACCUCCAACGCUACAGUCCAGAGAUGGGUACCAAAGUGACCUCUUUUUUUUUUUUUUUUUUCUUCUUCCCCCAAUAAUCCUUCCCUGAAUGUACUUCCCCUGGUGUUCACCUUACGGUUCCAUGUGGCUUUUGAGCUUCUCGAGCCAGCUUGUGUUGAUACUGUAUGAAGAGGUGUUUCUCCGUCCCUCUGCAAACAUUUAAAUACCUUGCUGUUCUCUCUGCUUCUCUCUGAUGUUCACUAAAUAUUCCAGAAUAUUGUUUACACCAGAUGUUCAGAAGAUCACCUCAGAUCAAGGGCGAGGUUAGACCCGGAAGGAUUUCAGAGAGAGACUGAGGAGAGAUCGAUUUGUUUACAUCUAGAAUCCAGUUCGUAGUUUGUACUCCUGACCACAACGACACAACAAAAAAAAUCUCUUCUAUCAUGCUACACUAUGAUAAGACGGUUUGAUGGAUUUUUUUUUUUCAGAUGAUCUAUUUUUAUUCCAUUUUAUUCUCUUAUUAGCUUCAUUGCGGAAUGUUUUCUUUAUCCACGUCGUUGAGAAUGUGACUCCUGUUUACAUAUUAAAAAAAAAAAACGUUCGAGAUGCCGCCAAGAAUACGGAGAGAUUCCACUCCAGGUAUACGAUUGUAGAUCCGGACCGUCAUACUGGGAAUGUACAGUACAGUAACGUAGGUGUAGAUGUUCGUUCAGAUUUAUACGUUCAAUAAUGUUUCCUAGAACCAUGUUGAAUGUAAGGGUUUAAAAAAACAAAGAAAAAAAAAACUAGCAUCUCUACACACUGCUGUUUUAUAUAUAUAUAUAUAUAUAUAUAUAUAUAUAUAUAUAUAUAUAUAUAUAUAUAUAUAUAUAUAUAUAUAUAUAUAUAUAAAAUAUUUACAUACUAAAGAGAUCUGGCACAAUCUAAAAUAUUUAGCAUGCAUGGAUUUCAGUGGUUUUUCUUAGUUGUUAUUACUGGACUUUUAAAUCGUAUUUAUUUCUAUAUUUUAUUUUAUUUUAUUUGUGUGUGUGUGUGUGUAGUACAUUUUAAAUUGACGUGGAUGUCCACUUUCGAGUAGUUUUUAGAGCUCUAGAAAUGUCAUAACCUUCAUAUGCCCAGGCAUGUGUAUCUGAGUACGUCAAUCCUUUGCUUCAGAAAAGCAAAUCUUCUAUCAAAGCACUCGGUGCAACAGCCAGAUUUGUGACAUCUUUUGUAAUCCGUUGCCUUUGUAAUCUACGGUGUAAAAAAUAAAUAAUAAAUGACAAAAAUAAAUGCAUGCAACGUUCUUAAAUCCUUCGUUAAAUCCGACUUUGCUUAACGCCCUUUGAUGGACUUAAUGUUUGAUACUCUUCUGUAAAAGAGAAACGUCCACUAAAAGCUAAAAGAUCAUGGAAUGUUUGUGUUUUUUCUUCUUGGGCGUUUUUUUUGUACCCUCGAACUCUGUCUCAUUGCCUAUUCCGGCUGCUCUAACAUCUGGAAACGUGAUCGCAUGUAACAGGAAAAAAAAAUGUCUUGAUUUGUUUCUUUUUUUUUUUCAAUCUCAGGCAAUUGUUUGCAUUUCCAGUGGUUCUCAAACAAAACCGAUAUGUUCCUAGUCCUCAUUCACCGUCACUUGCACCGAGCGGCAGAAUUAUCGUGCCUUUUCUUUUCUAACAGUGUUGUGGUUUUCGUUUUUUGUUGGGUUUUUUUGGUGUGUGUGGGUGUGUGUGUUGUUUUUGCACCUCUCACUUUACAAGGAUUCCUAGACAGAAAUUAGCUUUUAAUAUCUGGCAUAUUUCUAUUCCUGUUUAAGUCGGUAUAUUGUAUCAGUCGGAAUAUUAUCACUGGACGAGACACUGGGUGUGGGUGUGGGUUUGUGUGGUUGGGGUGCUAGGUUCAAGUGGAAGACGUUUAAAGUGUGAAAGAAAGACACAUUCUGGUUUCUCUCUUUCUCUUACUUUAGUUUUUUUUUAAUAUCACUGCACAUUAAACUACAAAAGGGAAACAUGCACUAUUUAUAGAAAUAUUACCCACAAGACACAAAUACUUCUUAGGCUUCUUAAAUGAAUGAUUGAAUUUUUAACACUAUUACACACUUUCGAAUUUGGAACAAAAAAAGAAAAAGAAAAAAGAAAAACAACAAACACCGGAAACCAGAACGUGUCGUUCCCUUUAUGUCUGUUUUAAGUAUUAUCUCUUGCCUGUUUUUUACUCUGGCGAAGGCUGUGCUAUUUCUAUAUGUUCUGAUUUGGAGAAACCGUGUCUAAUAAAGUAGAGAACCGACCUGUAA
Messenger RNA from Tachysurus fulvidraco (yellow catfish), 3936 nucleotides. RefSeq names its product double C2-like domains, beta. Bases 371 to 1636 code for a protein of 421 amino acids. The record is from RefSeq and is a predicted model, not a curated record. The transcript has 9 exons. Lineage: Eukaryota; Metazoa; Chordata; Actinopteri; Siluriformes; Bagridae. Gene Ontology annotation, cellular component: membrane.